Molecule: messenger RNA, 1644 nt
Organism: Stegastes partitus (bicolor damselfish)
Lineage: Eukaryota; Metazoa; Chordata; Actinopteri; Pomacentridae
Gene: med22
Product: mediator complex subunit 22
Exons: 4
Coding region: 123-545 (140 amino acids)
Biological process (GO): regulation of transcription by RNA polymerase II
Cellular component (GO): mediator complex
Molecular function (GO): transcription coregulator activity
Source: RefSeq, a predicted model, not a curated record
AGCAGCAGAAGAAGAAGAAGAAGAAGAAUAAGAGGCGCCGUAUUUUUCGUAUUAAACAGCAGCGACAUUGUUAAAUAACUAUGCGAUAAGAAGGAACUGUCUGCUGUGUUUUCCUGAGCACCAUGACGACUCAGAGAGUGCUGCCUCAAAGCAAAGAGACUCUGCUGCAGAACUACAACAAGAGGCUCAAAGAUGACAUCAAGUCCAUUCUGGACAACUUCACAGAAAUCAUCAAAACAGCCAAGAUAGAGGAUGAGACGCAGGUGUCUCGCGCGACCCAAGCAGAGCAGGACCACUAUGAGAUGCACGUCAGAGCAGCCAACAUUGUGCGUGCCGGCGAGUCCCUCAUGAAACUGGUGUCCGAUCUGAAGCAGUUCCUGAUUCUGAAUGACUUUCCUUCCGUGAACGAAGCCAUUAACCUCCAGAACCAGCAGCUCCGCUCACUACAGGAGGAGUGUGACAAAAAGCUCACGUCGCUGCGUGAUGAGAUUGCCGUCGACCUGUAUGAGCUAGAGGAAGAGUAUUACUCCUCCAGGUACAAGUAGGCUCAUACUUGCCCCCAUCCCACCGCCCCGCUGUUGUCCCACCAUGUGCUGUCCACCUUCUACCAUUUACUGCUGAGCUCAAGGAACCAUUUAGUUCAGACACUUGGCAACCUUUGUCGUGAUUUCCAAAUAGAGCCAUUCAUUGACGCAAAUAAUUGCUGAGGGUCAUUGUGAUCUGUCUCAUCUCACUCGGUGCCUUUACAUUGUUACUCAUUAGCAGGUGCCUUGACUUUUAUUCUGCUCUAUGACGUGACAUAAUUGGUCAAUGGAGAGAGGGCUUCAGUCUUAAAGGGGCUUACCACUAAAUGUCAGCUGUGUCAGUGUAUUCAGCCCUUCAACUGAGAGAAGUCAUUUCAGUUUUACUGUUGCACUUUGAAAGCCAGAAGGUUUUUCCAGUAUCAAGGAUGAAUUUCAUUAUCCUGAACCAAAACAUUUGUGUAGAUUUACUGCAGGUUCAUUUCUAAAUGGUGGUCAGACCUUUAGCUUUGUGGUCUGCAGCAUCUAAUGGACGUAAGCGAUGCUUUAACAAAUAUCAUCAGGUACUUGAGAGAGAUUCAUGAUUUAGAGGAGUAUAAGUAUUGAGGCUUCCUAGUCUUUUUGUAUCCAAAAUAUUUUAAAUGGAAGUAAUGAAAAGAGGUCGUUAAAAUCCAUGAAUUUAAAGCAUUUGAUGCAAACACAAAGAUUUGUGGGAAAAGAGAGCACACAUUUUUUAAAAAUGACCAUUUAAAAACAAAACUAUAUUAGAAUAUACAUUUUUUUAAAAAGCAAACAGUCAUUUAAGAUUAUUUAUGUGUAGUAUUUAAAUCAUGAAUAUAAUGGUGAUGGCCUCAGUGCUACAUUUUAAUAAUGGACUGUACAAUUUGACACAACUGCGUGCUUUUAUUUAUUUGAGGUAAAGUUUAAAUCAACUAACAGUUGUUUGAGUAGAUGUUUUCUUUUAAAGCAAUUAAGAGAUUAUAUUUUGUUUAUUCCGUCCGUAAAAGCACAAACUGUCAGCGGUGUCAGUUGCACUUGGUGCAGUUGUACAUGUGUACCAAUUUGUGCCAGUUCUUUUAACAGACUCAGAAUGAUUGAGAAAUAAAGUAGAGACAAAACGUUG